CAUAUGAUAUCCGUAAAAAAAAAAAGUCGUUGGAGGCCACCGUCUGUAUUCGUCUUUCCGCUGAUGAAGAAGCUCCCUUUCGUAUCCAUAAUUAACAAACAAAACCCUCCAAAAGCCAUGACUGCAUCAUCGAGUAAUCUCUUUGCAUCAAUAGACAUGGGCACAAACUCAUUCAAAAUGCUAAUAAUCCAAGCAGACCCAUCUUCAGGCAAAUUCCUCACAAUUGAUCGCCACAAAAACCCACUAUGCUUAGGCCGCGACCUCUCCACUUCAAUCUCACCAGAAUCCCAUUCUCGCGCUCUCAGUUGCCUCCAAGAAUUCAAUCACAUUCUCAAAUCCCACAACAUCUCUCCUCAUCAAACCCGCUGUGUCGCCACUGCAGCAAUGCGUGAAGCAAAUAACUCAAUUGACCUUUGCAAAGCAAUUUUUCAAAGUACAGGAUUAGAGGUUGUUGUUUUGACUGGUGAGGAGGAGGCAAGCUUUAUUUAUCUGGGUAUGCUUCAAUUUUUGAACUUUUUUGAUAGAAGAGUUUUGGUUAUUGAUAUUGGAGGUGGGUCUACUGAGUUUGUUAUAGGAGAGAGAGGGAUUGUUAUUUUUGCUGUUUCUUUAAAGUUAGGUCAUGUGGGUUUGACUCAGAAGUUUGAUAAGAUUUCGGAUAUUAAAGAGUUUGUUAAGUUAGUUAUAAAGGAAAGCGGGUUAGUUGAGAAAAUUAAGGACUUUGGUUUUGAGGUUGCUGUUGGGACUUCAGGGACUAUUAGGUCCAUUGAAAAGGCUGUUUUUUAUGGUUUUGGACAAAAUUUAGGUUAUGAUAAUGAGGUUUUGUAUAGUGAUUGUAAGAGGGAUUGGAAGUUUGGUGAUGGAGAAUUGAAGUGCUUAGUUGAGAGGUUCUGUAAUGAAGGAGAGAGUGAGAAGAGUAAAAGAGAUGAGUUUUUUAAGAGAAGAUCAGAGUUCAUUAUUGCUGGUUCAGUGUUACUGGAGGAGAUAUUUGAGUUGCUUGGAAUUAAAGAGAUGGAGGUCUCUGGAUAUGCUUUGGGAGAAGGUGUUAUUGCUGAAGCCUUGGCUAGAGUUUUUGAAGGUUAUGAUUUGAAUGCUAAUGCGAGGUGGCGUUCUGUUGUAAGACUUGCAACAAGGUUCAGUGAGAAGAAGAGAAUCAAGUCUGCAGCACAAUGUGCUACCAUUGCUAGUGAGAUUUUUGUGGGCUUGAGAAAAUGGCUAGAGGUUGCUGACAAUCAAGUUAAGUUUAACCUGAGCUUGGAUGAAAAGAGUCUUCAGUGUCUAGAAGCUGCCUGUUUACUUCACAACAUAGGGCUCUGUCUUGGUAAAAAGGGUCACCAUAAGCAGACUUAUCGGAUUAUCAUGAAUGGCAAUUGUCUUCAUGGAUAUAGUACUGAAGAGGUCGAGUUAAUAGCUCUGCUCACAAGGCAUCACAGGAAAAAAUUCCCAGAGUCUGAUCAUUCCACUUUGGUUGGGAUUUCUAAAGAGUCAAAGAGGAGAUUCAGAAUUCUUUGUAUCAUCAUACGGAUAUCUGUUAUUUUACAGAAAACUAACUGUUUGAACUUCCAAGAUUUGGAAUUUUUACACUCUGAUGAAGGAUUCAAACUGGUAUUCAGGGAGACCAGGGGCCCAACUGCUUUGUUUGCAGGAAAGGACAUGGAGAAAAAACUGAAAAAGGAGUUAGAACAGUUCAAAACUGUAUGUUUUUUCGUCCACUACUAAUUAUUCUUCAGCAGAUCAAUAUGGUUAAGAUUGCAAUAUUUUCCUUUCGACUACCAUUUUUGUUUGUAUUCAGCUUUUCCAGGAACAGUUGUUGGUUGAGGUGUUGCCAUGCACUUCAGAAUCAUCAAAAAGAUGAAAUAUUACUUGCACAAUUGUCAGCCUCAGUUUGUUAUAAAAACCUAUAAAGCUCGUGAACUGGAUUACAUUAAUUGAUCCAUGCUGAUUACCUUGAGAACAAACUACUACCUGUUAAAGAUAUGUUUCCCUUCUCUCGCCCUCUCUCUCAUGGCAGUCUAGAUGUGCUGCUGAACACAGACCAUUCCCUUAGUGACUUGGUUGGAGCUUGCUAAGAUGACAUAGAGAGAUGAGGACUAUAGUAGUCUUUGGCUUUCAGCUUCAGCCACUCUGCCUAUGCAGUUAAAGAGGGGAAUGUGCCAAGCGGUAGCAGCAGAAAAUGCAAAACGGUCAAUACCAGAAGUGAAUGGCCCUUGGAGUAGCAAAAUUACAAUACAAGCAUUAGGCGCUUACCCAACAGAUACUGCUAACCUUGAUAGACCAAAACGGGGUCAAAGUAUGACAGAGAGAGAGCUUGAUGCUAACUUCAUGACAUCCAAAUGCAUGAAGUGGGAGUGAGGAGCCUGGUAAAGGGCUAGAAGUGAUGAUAUUUCCAUUAGAAAACACUGUUAAAAGAAAAAAGAAAAAAGAAAAAAGAAAAAAGAAAAGGGGAUUUGCAAUGACAUCAAUGGAAAAGACCUUUCAUGUAUGUGAAAAUAUUAAUGGAGGCAUGUGAUUGAUAUAUGUAUUCAAUGGCAGCCAGUAGCCAUGUGAGCAAAGUGGGGUAUCCGGUGACUACUUAUUGCUCUUGUUUUUGGUAUUUGAUUGAUGACAUUGUUAAAGAAUUCACCAUCUUA
Ricinus communis (castor bean) is the source of this 2627-nucleotide messenger RNA. Its product is annotated as exopolyphosphatase. The transcript is spliced from 8 exons. Gene Ontology annotation, molecular function: pyrophosphatase activity. Lineage: Eukaryota; Viridiplantae; Streptophyta; Magnoliopsida; Malpighiales; Euphorbiaceae. The record is from RefSeq and is a predicted model, not a curated record. Bases 4 to 1716 code for a protein of 570 amino acids.